This is a messenger RNA of Cyclopterus lumpus (lumpfish), 1513 nucleotides long. It is a transcript of the gene cdk18, whose product is annotated as cyclin dependent kinase 18. Gene Ontology annotation, biological process: protein phosphorylation. The coding region runs from base 101 to 1513 and encodes 470 amino acids. Gene Ontology annotation, cellular component: nucleus; cytoplasm. The transcript has 16 exons. NCBI's taxonomy places the organism in Eukaryota, Metazoa, Chordata, Actinopteri, Perciformes, Cyclopteridae. Gene Ontology annotation, molecular function: protein kinase activity; ATP binding. The record is from RefSeq and is a predicted model, not a curated record.
GGCGAGGGAAACCUGAGUGGAGAGGCCCCGGAGUCUGCUCCCCUCCUCCCUGUCCCUCCUGGAUGACCUGUGCUCCUCCAGUCGGGGCCCCCCCAGCACCAUGAACAAGAUGAAGAACUUUAAGAGGCGUUUCUCCCUUUCUGUUCCUCGCACCGAGACCAUUGAGGAGAACGAGUUCACAGAGCAGAUAAACCAGCUCAACAUAUGCCACACUCAGGGCCUGACUCCAGACAGGCUGGGUCCUCCAUCUCAUGAUGCCAGUCCUUUGAGUCCUGAACCAACGACACCGGGAGCCCAGUCUCCGUCACACCUCGACUUCCACGACAAGGCCCAGCACAGACGUUUCUCCAUGGAGGACGUCAGUAAACGUAUGUCUCUGCCCAUGGACAUCCGCCUGCCUCCGGAGUUUCUCAAGAAAUUGCAGCUGGAGAGUGAGAACCCACCGCUCUGCAAACCUCUCAGCCGAAUGUCUCGACGUGCUUCCCUGUCCGACAUAGGCUUUGGGAAACUGGAGACAUACGUGAAGCUCGGCAAACUGGGUGAGGGGACGUAUGCCACAGUGUUCAAAGGGCGAAGCAAGCUAACAGAGAACCUGGUGGCGUUAAAGGAGAUCCGGCUGGAGCACGAGGAGGGAGCACCUUGCACCGCCAUCAGAGAGGUGUCCCUACUGAAAAACUUGAAACACGCCAACAUCGUCACGCUGCAUGACAUCAUCCACACUGACCGCUGCCUCACUCUGGUGUUUGAGUAUCUUGACAGUGACCUGAAACAGUACUUGGAUAACUGCGGGAAUCUCAUGAGCAUGCAUAAUGUCAAGAUUUUCAUGUUCCAGCUGCUGCGUGGUCUGGCCUACUGUCACAAGAGGAAAAUCCUCCACAGAGACCUAAAGCCUCAAAACCUGCUCAUCAACGACAAGGGCGAGCUCAAACUGGCCGACUUUGGUCUGGCGCGGGCCAAAUCCGUCCCCACCAAGACCUAUUCCAAUGAGGUGGUAACUCUAUGGUAUCGACCCCCUGACGUGUUGUUGGGCUCGACAGAAUACUCCACACCCAUAGACAUGUGGGGCGUGGGCUGUAUCCUGUUCGAGAUGGCAACGGGUCGUCCUAUGUUUCCUGGUGCCACAGUGAAGGAGGAGCUACACUUAGUGUUUAGGCUUGUGGGCACUCCAACAGAGGACACGUGUCCUGGUAUCAGUAGUAAUGAGGAGUUUAGGUCUUACCUCUUUCCUCAAUACAGACCUCAAGCUCUCAUCAACCAUGUGCCCAGGUUGGACACAGAGGGGAUUGACGUGCUGUCUGCUCUGCUGCAGUAUGACACCAGAAGGAGAAUCUCCUCUGAAGACGCUCUACGACACCCCUACUUCCUGAGUCUCGGGAGUAACAUACACAAUUUGGCAGACACCGCUUCAGUGUUUUCCCUCAAAGAGCUCCAGCUCCAGAAGGACCCAGGCCACCGCAGCUCAGUGUUUCAGCCUCUUGGUCGAGGAAAGAACCGAAGGCAAAGUAUCUUCUAG